This is a messenger RNA of Oryzias latipes (Japanese medaka), 2925 nucleotides long. The record is from RefSeq and is a predicted model, not a curated record. Lineage: Eukaryota; Metazoa; Chordata; Actinopteri; Beloniformes; Adrianichthyidae.
GAUUAUGUCCUGGAUGAGAUGGGUCCGCUACAAUCCUGGCUGCCUGCCUCCAGCUCCUGGAGAGACGGGAGCAGAGGUGAAAGUAAGCCGGAACGGUCCGGAGCGGCGUUCCGUUAAAAGAUUUCGAGACGGAACGCCGUUCUAGUUGGGAGGAGAUCCGCUGUGUUCCUGUUUUCACUUCAUAACACAUGACAGAAGCAUUUUUUUAUUUGGCGUAUCGACCGAUAAAAUGCUCUGGAUCCCUUUCCCGGUCUGCCUCGUAGCUUUCGCUCUCGCUUCCGUAAACAAGCCUAAUGCGCAUGCGUGGAAACGUGGUACGUUUGAUUUUUUGUUGGGGGACAUUCAAUUCGAUCAGCCAACUGAGCAUUAAUGUUUAUGCCACACGGAGGAGCAACGGGACGCGAAAAACAAUAAAUGAAUCAAACUUCACGUCACUGUGAUUGGUCAGUUUAAAUUCAACAUAAAUUUAGUUCACGAUAGACAAAGGAAAUCUUGAUAUGGAAAAAUAACGCAGCACGUUAUUUAAAAGAAAAAGCAAAAAAAGAAGAGCAUGCAGAGAAAAAUAAAUCAGAUAUUUAAGAGGAAAUUCCAAAGUGAGGAUGAAGAUGUGCAGACGAACACUUCUGAAGGAGAGGAUGAAAAAGUGAAAAGUCGAAAUGCAAAUUGCAUUGAAGAACCCACUGAGACACCAGGGCCAUCAAGCUCAGGUGACCCUUUUGUAUUGCCAGAGUAUCCUUCAAUCUGGACAAAAGAACAGUAUGAACAGUGUAAAGAGAAAAAUGAAUGGAUAUUUGCCAAAAACGGAAUGCUUGGCUGCCAAAAAUGCCACACUGUAAAAGAUCUCGGUGUUGCGUCAUCUCGGGGGGUAAAUAUUGCACCUAACUGGGUAGCAGGAAAGAUAUGCCCAUCUGGACACACAAGAGAUGUUCAGCUGUCGUCAUUGAGAAAAAAAAUACAUGAGCACAAAAACUCAGCAGCUCACAAAGAAGUUGUGAAAAUUUUAGAGACAGCGAAAAAAGACACUCUUGUAAACAUGAAUACCAAGAGUCAAGAUUUUGCCUUUGAGACAACUGCCAGGGUCUUCAGGACAGCCUAUUACGUGGCCAAGUACAAUAAACCAUUCACUGACUUUGAAAGUUUGAUUGAUCUACAGGAGACCAACUCAAUCAACAUGGGGAGAGUUUUACACAGCAAAACUGUGUGUGUUGAUAUUGUGGAUCACGUGGCUUCACAAAUGAAGAAAGAAAUUAUGACAAAAAUUAUACAAAAUAGGAGCAAGAUAACAGUAUUGGCUGAUGAAUCAACUAAUGUUGGUAACAAAUCAACGCUCAUUGUUUUUUUGAAAGCAAGUGUAGAUGGAGCUAUGGAACCUAUUGCUUUUCCCUUGGACCUUGUGGACCUGGACAGCCUAUGUGCUGCCCACAUCAAAGAAAAACUCAUAAACUGCCUGUUAAAAAAUGGUUUUACCAUGCAGUUGCUGCAAGAACUACUGAUAGGAUUUUGCAGUGAUGGGGCCAGCGUGACGUUAGGGGUGAAGUCAGGAGUUGGAAAGUUGCUGAAAGACGACUUUCCAUCUAUUGUUCUCUGGCACUGUUUGAAUCACAGACUGGAGCUUGCUGUAGACCAGGCACUUGAUAAAACAGGGGGGACAAAAGAUUUCCAGGCCUUCCUUGACUCCCUUUAUUCACUUUACAGCCAAUCACCCAAGAACACGAGAGAGCUCAGUGAGUGUGCGCACAAUCUGCACAUCACCCUUAAAAGGAUUGGUAGAGUAUUCAGCGUUCGCUGGGUGGCUUCAUCCUGGAGGGCAGUCAAUGCAGUGUGGCAGUCAUAUUCAGCCUUGGCACAACAUUUCCAGAAAGCAUCAGAGGACAACAGCAGAGACAGCAGAGAGAGAGCCAAAACAGAAAAACUACUAUUCCAAAGGCCCAUGAGCUCAUGACCAACUACCUGAAGUGCAUUGAGAGCCUGAAAACAUACCCAGGAAAACACACUGUUGAAGCAGAGCAGGCCGAGCAGAAGAUGGAAUUUAAUGGACAUCAGUUAAAGGUGGGCAGGUCUCCCACCAUUGACUCUGCUCUCUUCAUAACUGCAGUGGUGGAGAGCAUGAAGGAAAGACUGUUUACAACAACAGCCAACAAAGCACAAAGUAGCGUGACAGCUGACCGCAAGGAGGCUUACAACAGCCUUAUCAAUCAGAUGGCAGUCCUUCACCCAGAAAACUGGGAUCAAGACAAUCCUCGAUUUGGAGAAGAGGAAGUCAGAACUUUGUGUGAACGUCUCAACAUCAAUGAGCAAGAGGCCCAUCUUGGGUACGUUGAGUUCAAGGCUAGUGGAGGGAGAAGCAUUCCUCCUCCAUUAAAAAAAUUACUUCUGGCAGUAGACACACUCUCAGCCAGUAAUGCAGAUUGUGAAAGAGGGUUUAGUACCAUGAAUAACAUAAUGACUGACCUCAGAGGCACCAUGACGACAAAAAAUGUCUCAAACCUCCUGUUCAUCAGCUCAUUUGGACCUCCCUUUAUGAAGUGGGAUCCAAUGCCAUACGUCAAAACCUGGCUAGGAAAAGGCAGGAGACCAGCGCACACAACAAGUGGCAUGGCCCGCAGAUCCCCUAAAACUGAUGAGGAAUAUUACCAGCCUCUUUGGGACAUUAUGACUUAGUUCAGCUAAUUAAGGAUGACUCAAGUUCUGAUCAAUUCGGAUGUUCACAUUUUUCAUGUUCUGAAAAAUUCACAAUGUUCAAUUAAAGAUUGUUUUCACAAAAACACCUUGUCUACACACGUUAUUUAUGUAUAAAAUUUGAUAUCAAGUGCAUUUAUUUCCUUUAACUGCUUUAAAAAAUAUAUAUUUGGAAAUAAUUUGUCAUAGUACCGGCAAAAGAAAAAUUCUACUUUCACCCCUGGACGGGAGGUGGCAGCCGAUCAC